Molecule: messenger RNA, 2413 nt
Organism: Spodoptera litura
Lineage: Eukaryota; Metazoa; Arthropoda; Insecta; Lepidoptera; Noctuidae
Source: RefSeq, a predicted model, not a curated record
UAAUGUUAUAUCUGUUUAAGGUCGAGGGAUUUUGUUUAAUGUUAAAUUAUUAUGAAUUCAAUCAAUAUUACGUGCAUGACAUCAUUCUUGAUAUAUCUCUAUGAAACAAGUGUUACUUUACGCCUAAAAUGCUGGAUGUUUGAGCUAUGUCAUUUUGCAUGACAGUUACUAAUGCCUGCAGGUGAAGAUAGCCACCGACAUAAUAAAGCUAAUAUUAAAUCGAAGGCCAAUGCAGAUGGUGAUAAAAAAUCAUCGGGGUUCAGAAAAGGUGAUAAUGUAGAUGCAUUAAAGAGGAACACCCCGAAAAAUGUGAAAUCUGCUGAAUGGAAAACUAUGGGUUCGCUGAAAAUAAUUCCAGGAACUGUCGAUAAGAAAGGUCGGCAGAAAAGCAAAGUGAGUUCCAAGGAGGAUGAAGAAGAUGACGAUGAUGGUGACGUUGACGAUGAUGAUGAUGACGAUGAUGAUGAUGAAGACGACGAUGACGAGAAUGAUGAUGACGAUCCCGAUGACGACGACGAUGAUGAUGAUGAUGAUGACGAUGAAAAAGACAAUGCAAAAUUAGCGGCUAUCAAAAACAUUCUAAAAUUUAAAAAUCCAAAUGAGGACGCCACUUGGAAGAAAGUCGGUAAACUCAAUAUUCGUUAUCCUGGCAACAAUCCUGGCAAAAAAUCGGUGAAGACUAAAAAUGACGAUGACGAUGACAAUGACGACGAUGAUGACAAUGACGAUGAUGACGACGACGACGAUGAUGAUGACGACGACGACGAUGAUGACGAUGAUGAGGAUGAUGAUGAUGAUGAUGACGAUGAUGACGAUGAGGAUGAUGACGAUGAAGAUGAUGACGACGAUGAUGACGAUGAUGACGACGACGAUGAUGACGACGAAGAAGAGGAAGAUAAAAAAAUUUCUAGGCAUCAUUCUAAAAUAGGUAAAUUCAGUCGUCAAAAGCAAGUUGCCGACGAUGAUGAUGAUGAUGAUGAUGACGACGACGAUGAUGAUGAGGAUGAUGAUAGCGAUGAAGAUAGUAUAUUCGGUAGAAUAAGACGAAUGUUUACAGGCGAUCGCUGUUUCUACAUUGGAUUGGGGGCGAAACCGGCCGUCCCAAAAAUGACUUACGAACCCUACCAGUGCUGUCCCACUAAAGUUCAGAGUCCAACCAAAGUAGCGAAGGCCACGCCGACCAAGGUGCCGAAGAAAAUCGAGAAGCAGCCACAGAAACCCGAAAAGGAGGUCAAGGGCAAAAACAAGGCUCUUGCUAAACCAGACAAACCGUCCAAGGGGAAAAAAGGUUUAAUCGAGUCUGAUAAUAAUAUUUGGUGGUGGUAAAUUUAAAUUAAUGUUAGAAGUUCUUGCUCUGAUAUCCUCGGAUAUGGGGGCAAGGCAGGCAUCAAGUGGACACAAUGUUAUCGUCGCUGGCCCUAGCCUCCACCCAGCUCACUAGACCUCCAUGGCUAACGUUGCAUCUGUCUGUACCGGCUAUUAACAUUGCUAGCUUUGCAUAACCUCGUGUCCCUUGAUCCCUGCAAGCACGUAACAGGGUUGAUUGUUGUAACCGUUGCACAAGGACUGUACUCGCACGUCUGUCGUGUCUCUCGUGAUACUGUACUAGUACUAUGACUCGUAUACCUGCCGCCGAGCCGUCGCGGCGUCGGUGCGAAUACAGCCCACACUGAUACAUCCUACAAAAUGUGCUUUACUGUAAAUUCAAGAUCAUGUGCCCACUAAAUAUUGGGAUGUCUAGAGAUAUUGUAAGCAGGUGUACAAAUCGUUAUUUUCAUUGUAAAUUGAUUCCAAUAUUUAGAAAUUAAAAUGUAAAUCGAGACGUAACAAUAACGACGCAAGGCAUUUCUCAUUGUAUUUUGCCGUGACAUCUUGAAAGACUUAUAAUAAGUUGUAAGGAUUUCAUGUUCAUAUAGUUUUCUAGUCUUCAUGGAAUCUCAUUAUUUUGUAAUACUACAUUUGAUAAAAUAUUACUUUUAUAAUUUAUAGACAUAAAAACUUAUAGUUCUUAAUAUUUUGUACCAACAUUAAACUAAUGAAUUAUUUGAUUAAUAAUUUUCAUAAGCGCAGUGCCGGAUAUCAGUGCAAUAAAUCAAUUCAUUAAAUCAUUGUUCAGUAAGCAAUAGGUAUCGGACUGCGUUGGACGAUGUCUAUGACCAGCCAGCCGUUAGGCAACGACUAUAUAUUUGUAAACUUAGUUUCCAUUGAAGACUAAUGUUGCGGUUAGAGUCGUCUAAAGCUUUCCGGUCGAACAGUGCUGGCGUUGUGUGACUAUUAAGUCGAUAUGUAAGUUGUAUUGUUUGGCCGAAAAUUCGCAUGAAUGUUAAUUUAUUUAUUUGUUACGUUGAAUUGUUGAGUCGGCGCUGAAACAACUUUUUUUGUUAAAUAAAUACAUUUUUCUAAUAAAUCAAAA